Molecule: messenger RNA, 444 nt
Organism: Paramuricea clavata
Lineage: Eukaryota; Metazoa; Cnidaria; Anthozoa; Malacalcyonacea; Plexauridae
Source: the annotation of a GenBank genome assembly
AUGGCGGCUGGUCAUGUUUCGGCGAGCUCCUUAGGUAAUCUCAAUUUUCUUGUAAAGUGUGUGGAUACGAAUACGAUAAAAUCACUUAAGGAUAAAGCUCACUUGUUAUUUCAAGGAAAGGACGGCAUAGUAUUUAAGGAUUUUGUAGUAAAUAUGUUAGAAGAACCAAACAUUGACAGUCCUAAUUCGAAUGGAAAGUUUUCGACUCAAACGGCUGAUCCAGUUGCCGAACCUUGUGAAAAGCAGUGUGAAAUCGUUGCAGAUACUAAAGCUGCAAUUGAGCCAGAGCUACAUAUAUCUAGUCAUCAUACCUGUGAUUGUAACCCAUGUGGAAAUGACAUUAAGAACGUCAAGCAAGACAUUGAAGAUUUGCAGAAACAAAUUAUAGUUCUAUUAACAAUGUUUUUGAUUCUAUACAAACGGCAUUAUAGAGUCAAUCAGUGA